AUGGGUUCCCUGUGGAGCUGGUGGACACUCUGGGCCGGAGCAGCCCUCCUGUGGGGGUUGACCCAGGAGGUCACAGCGACCCCCAAGAAUGCUGGCGGGGAGGAUUUCCUGGCGACCUUCCUGCAGAAUUACCAGGCCGGGUACAGCAAGGCCAGUCUCCAGCUCUUCAUCUCCAGUUUGUCAGAAAACAUCGCCACGGUCUCCAUCAUSAGCCACGCAGAUAAAACCUCGCAGACGGUCACAGUGAAACCUGGGCAGACAGUCACAGUCAACAUCACUGCUGAGGCUGAGAUGUCCGGCACCAAUACCUUUAUGGGUGCGGUAGAGGUUCACUCUGACCAAAACAUCUCCGUGCAGGCGUUAAAUGCUAAGCCCAGCUCAGCGGACCUGACGCUGUUGCAACCUGUCAGUGCCCUGGGCACAGAGUACUUUGUGGUCACACCUACUGACAUCUCAACCCGAAAUGUCAGGGAGUUUGCAGUGUUGGCUGGCUCCGAAGGUGCUGAGGUCAGCGUCCUCCUGAAGGGGGCAGUGACGUUCAAGGGCAAAUCCUACUCAGCCGGCAGUGUCCUAGAGGUGACUCUGAACUCUUACGAAUCGGUCCAGUUACAGAGCAAAGUUGAUCUCUCGGGGUCAAAGGUCACAGCCAACCACCCCGUAGCUGUUUUCUCUGGCCACAGCUGUGCCCAGAAGCACACGAAGUGCGACUUCGUGAUGGAACAGYUGUUACCCACAUCCGCCUGGGGCAAACAAUAUGUGGUCCCCCCUCUGGCCGCCCAGUCUAACUACGAUCUGGUCUACAUUGUGGCCAGCCAGACCACAAACCUCACCUACAACCAGGGGGGUACCCCUGGCUCCCGGGUGCUCCAGAUGGGUGACGUGUUUGAGUUGCAGGUCAAGCCAAAGCAGCCACUCACCCUGUCUGCCGAUGUGGGCAUCCAGGUCGUGCUGUUUGGCACAGGUGCYGACAGGAAUGAUGUGACCUAUGACCCCUACCUGAUCCUGAUCCCAGAUGUGGAAGCCUACUGCUCUUCCUAUGUGAUCAGGAGUAUUCCAGACUCUGAGGACGUGGUCAUACUGGUGGUACCRACAAAAGACACCAGCGGGCUGACCAUGGAUGGGCACCAACUGGGAUCCACACUCACCUGGGCKCCUGUGCAGGGCAGUCAGUUCUCCUACGCUGAAGUGGACCUCAGCACUGCUAAAGCCAUCCACAGGGCUGAGGCAACUACCAACUUUGGAAUGCUCCUCUUCGGGCUGGCCCAGGCUGUGGGCCUCGGGACAACAGCUACCUGCACUGGACGGUCCUCUGCGGACCCCUGCCAAGGUGUGCAGUGUCCAGCCGGGCAGCACUGCCGGGCCCAGGGCAGGAAGACCUCAUGCGUGCGGGAUCCCACAGCCGUCUGCCGCGCCCAGGGUGACCCUCAUUACACCACCUUCGACGGGCGUCGCUACGACAUGAUGGGCACUUGCUCCUACACGAUGGCCGAGCUGUGCGGGCAGGACGACACCCUGCCUGCCUUCAGCGUCAAUGCCAAGAACGAGCACAGGAACAGCCGUCUCGUCUCCUACGUGGGCUACGUCACCGUGCUUGCCUACAGCCACUCCGUGUCGCUGGCCCGCGGGGAAGUUGGCUUCGCCAGGAUCGACAACCAGCGCUCACGCCUGCCGGCCUCCCUGAGYGAGGGUCGCCUGCGAGUGUACCAGAGUGGGACAAAGGCCGUGGUGGAGCUGGACUUCGGGCUGGUGGUCACCUAUGACUGGGACGCCCACCUGGCCAUAAGCCUGCCUGAGCGCUUCCAAAACCAGGUGUGCGGUCUGUGCGGCAACUACAACAACAACCCUGGUGACGACCUGCUCACUCCGGACGGGACUCUGGUCUCUGACAUCGUGGAGUUUGCCAGUAGCUGGAAGCUAGAUGAUGGUGACUACCUGUGUGAUGAUGGCUGCCAGAACAACUGUCCCUCCUGCACCCCAGACCAGACCCAGCAGUACGGAGACAGCCGUGUCUGUGGCGUGCUGACCGUGCCCGAAGGCCCCUUCGCAGCCUGCCAUGAAUCCCUGGAUCCCCACCUGUUCCUGGAGGAUUGUAUAUACGACCUGUGCGCGACUGGCGGGGACCGGAUCAGCCUGUGCCGUGCCCUUGGCGCCUAUGCCCAGGCCUGCACGGAGCUGGGCAUCUCUGUCGGAGACUGGAGGUCACCAGUCAACUGCUCCAUGUCCUGCCCCGGCAACAGCACCUACGAGCCCUGCGCGCCCCCCUGCCCCGCCACCUGCAACUCAGAAGCCUCACCCGCCAACUGCUCCGGGCGCUCGUGCGUGGAGGGCUGCGUGUGCCGGGAGGGCUUCGUGAUGAGCGGCGGCGCCUGUGUGCCAGCCUCGUCGUGCGGAUGCACCUACGAGGGCCAACUCCUGGCGCCCGGCCAGGCCAUCUGGGCCGAUGAUCAGUGUAGCCAGCGCUGUACCUGCGACGGCGCCACCCACACGGUGAGUUGCCAGAGCGUGAAGGGCUGCCCGGAGGGCGAGCUGUGCCAAGUCCAGAACGACCUCCUGGGGUGCUACCCCACCAGCUUCGGGAGCUGCCAGGCGUCUGGGGACCCGCACUACGUGAGCUUCGACGGCCGGCGCUUCGAUUUCAUGGGCACCUGCAUGUACCUGCUGGUGGGCUCGUGCGGCCAGGACCCGGCGCUGCCCACCUUCCGGGUGCUGGUGGAAAACGAGCAUCGGGGCAGCAAGACCGUGAGCUACACGCGCGCCGUGCGAGUGGAGGCCUAUGGCGUGGAGGUGGCCGUGCGCCGAGAGAACCCGAGCCAAGCCCUGUUGAAUGGCAUCCUCCAAAACCUGCCCUUCCAAGCCGCAGACGGGCGUGUGCAAGUGUUCCGCCAGGGCAGGGAUGCCGUCGUGCGCACCGACUUUGGCCUGACCGUCACCUACAACUGGGACGCCCACGUGACCGUCAAGGUGCCCAGCAGCUAUGCAAAGGCCCUGUGUGGGCUCUGUGGGAACUUCAACGGGGACCCGUCUGAUGACCUGGCUCUGCGGGGCGGAGGCCAGGCUGCCAACGCUCUGGACUUUGGAAACAGCUGGCAGGAGGAGCCCAGCCCCGACACCUGUGGAGCGGGCGAGCCUGGCAACUGUCCCAAGCUGGACUCCCUGGUGACCGAGCAGGUGCAGAGCAAGAAGGAAUGUGGAAUCCUUGCCGACUCUUCGGGGCCCUUCCGGGAGUGUCACAGCAAGGUGGACCCCCAGGGGGCAGUGCGCGACUGUGUCUAUGACCUCUGCCUGCUGCCCGGCCAGUCCGAGCUGCUGUGUGAGGCCUUAGCUGCCUACGCCGAGGCUUGCCAGGCCGCUGGGGCCACCGUGCAACCCUGGAGGACCGAGGAAUUCUGCCCCCUGACCUGCCCACCUCACAGCCACUACGAGGCAUGUUCCCACGGCUGCCCACUGUCCUGUGGAGACCUCCCAGUGCCCGGGGGCUGUGGCACAGAGUGCUACGAGGGCUGCGUGUGUGACGACGGCUUCGCCCUCAGUGGUGACUCCUGCGUGCCCCUGGCCUCCUGCGGCUGCGUUCACCAGGGCACCUACUACCAGCCGGGCCAGAGCUUCUACCCCGGACCCGGGUGCGAGACCUUUUGCCACUGCCAGGAAGGCGGCCUGCUGUCCUGUGAGCCCUCCUCCUGUGGCCCSCAGGAAGCGUGCCAGCCGUCCAAUGGAGUCCUGGGCUGCGUGGCCGUGGGCUCUGUCACCUGCCAGGCGUCGGGAGACCCCCAUUAUACCAGCUUCGACGGCCGCCGCUUUGACUUCAUGGGCACCUGUGUCUAUGUGCUGGCUCAGACCUGYAAGACCCGGCCUGGCCUGCCCCAGUUUACCGUCCUGCAGGAGAACGCGCCUUGGGGCAAUGGGAAAGUCAGUGCCACCAAGGUGAUCACCGUGCUGGUGGCCAACCACACCCUGCGGCUGGAGCAGAUGCAAUGGACGGUCAAGGUGGAUGGCGUGGACCAGAAGCUGCCGGUGGAGCUGGCCGAGGGCGCGGUGCGCGCYUUCCAGCACGGCUCCGACGUGGUGGUGGAGACCGACUUCGGCCUGCGGGUGGCCUACGACCUCAUGUACUACGUGCGCGUCACCGUCCCGGGCAACUACUACAAGCAGAUGUGUGGCCUGUGCGGAGACUACAACGGCGACUCCAAGGACGACUUCCAGAAGCCCGACGGCUCGCAGGCCGCYGACCCCAACGACUUCGGCAACUCCUGGGAGGAGGCGGUGCCCGACUCCCCGUGCGCGCCGCCGCCCCCCUGCGAGGACUGUCACUGCAGCCCCGAGCUGGAGGAGAAGUACAAGAAGGAGCAGUUCUGUGGCCUCCUGGCCAGCACCACAGGGCCGCUGGCCAACUGCCACAAGCUGGUGGCCCCCGAGGGGCCCUUGGAAGAGUGCGUCUUCGACCUGUGCCUGGGAGAGGGGAACCUGACCAUCCUCUGCAGCAACAUCCAUGCCUACGUGAGCGCCUGCCAGGCGGCUGGAGGCCACGUGGAACCCUGGAGGACGGAAUCUUUCUGUCCCAUGGAUUGCCCACCCCACAGCCACUAUAAGCCGUGUGCAAACACCUGCUCUCUCAGCUGCUCRGCUCUCAGUGCGCCCCUGAAGUGCCCCGAAGUGUGUGCUGAGGGUUGUGAAUGCGACCCUGACUACCUCUACAAYGGCCAAGCCUGCGUGCCCAUCCAGGAGUGUGGCUGCUACUACAAGGGUAUCUACUAUGAGCUGGAGCAGAAGGUCCUCAUUGAWGACUGCCAGCAGGAGUGUGUGUGCCAUGCAAAUGGAAUCAUGGCGUGCCAGAAUCACACCUGCAAGCCAGAGGAGGUUUGCAAGCCCCACGAAGGCGUCCUGAGCUGCGUCUCGGGCUCCAACCCUGMCCCUGAAGCAACCCCCCUCAAUGYCUUCUCUUCUCUGUCCCCAGAUCCGUGCCACAAUGUGAUAUGCAAGCCACAGGAGAUAUGCGAAGUUCAGAAUGGCGUGGGCAUUUGUGUGCCCAUCUCUGAGGUCAUGUGYUGGCUCUGGGGUGACCCACACUACCACUCCUUCGAUGGCUGGGCAUUUGACUUCCAGGGCACCUGCAACUAUGUGUUGGCAACAACUGACUGCCCAGGGGUCAGUUCUCAAAACCUGACUCCCUUCACCGUCACCACCAAGAAUGAAAACCGGGGUAAUCCCUCUGUGUCCUAUGUGAAGCUUGUCACUGUGAAUACUCUCAAUACCAACAUCUCCAUCCACAAGAAUGAGAUCGGCAAAGUCCGGGUGAAUGGUGUGCUGACAACCCUGCCUGUCUCUGUGGCUGGUGGGCGGAUUUCAGUGACCCAUGGAGCAUCAAAGGCUGUGUUGGUGACUGACUUUGGGCUUCAAGUCACCUAUGACUGGAAUUGGCAGGUAGAGGUGAAGCUGCCCAGCAGCUACAGGAAAGCAGUCUGCGGGCUCUGUGGGAACAUGGACAAGAACGCCAGUAACGAUCAAGUCUUCCCUAACGGCACAGUGGCUCCUUCAAUACCCACCUGGGGUGGCAGCUGGCGAGUUCCAGACUGGGACCCAUUUUGCUGGGAUGAAUGCAAAGGGUCCUGCCCAACAUGCCCUGAGGAGCGGCUGGAAGAGUAUAAGGGUCCCAGCUUCUGCGGACCUCUGGCCCCUAACGCAAAUGGCCCCUUCACCUCCUGCCAUGCCCACCUGCCACCUGAAAAUUACUUCAAGGGCUGUGUUCUGGAUGUCUGCCUGGGUGGAGGAACCCAGGACAUACUCUGCCAGGCGCUGGCUGCCUAUGCUGCUGCCUGCCAGGCUGCUGGAAUCACCAUCAAGGACUGGAGGACACAGGCCGGCUGUGAGAUCUCCUGCCCUGAAAACAGCCACUACGAGCUCUGUGGCCCACCCUGCCCAGCCAGCUGCCCGCCCCCUGAGCCUACCACGAAACCAGCUGUGUGUGAGGGCCCCUGCGCUGAGGGCUGCCAGUGUAAUGAAGGCUUCGUGUUGAGUGGYCACCGCUGCGUUCCCCUGGACGGCGGCUGUGGCUGCUGGGCCAAUGGCACCUACUAUGAGGCAGGCAGUGAGUUUUGGGCUGAUGCCUCCUGCUCUCAGCGAUGCCACUGUGGACCUCAGGGUGGCUCACUGUCCUGCACACCCGGCAGCUGUGGGCUGGGUGAACAGUGUACCCUGCUACCCUCUGGCCAGCACGGCUGCCAACCUGUCAGCACAGCUGAGUGCCAGGCCUGGGGUGACCCCCACUACACCACCCUGGAUGGCCACCGAUUCGACUUCCAAGGCACCUGCGAAUACCUCCUGAGUGGGCCCUGCCCCGAACCACCCAAGGGGACUGAGAACUUCACCGUCACUGUGGUCAAUGAGCACCGGGGCAGUCAGGCUGUCAGCUACACCCGCAGUGUCACUCUGCAUGUCUACGGCCACAGCCUGACACUCAGUGCCCGCUGGCCCAGGAAGCUACAGGUGGACGGCGAGCUCGUGGAGCUACCCUUCCAGAAGGACCCACUCCUGCACGCGCACCUGAGCGGCGCCGACGUGGUGGUGACCACGGCCUUUGGGCUCUCGCUGACUUUCGACGGGGACAGCUUUGUGCGCCUGCGCGUGCCGGCGGCGUACGCGGGCGCCCUCUGUGGCCUGUGUGGUAACUACAACAAGAAUCCGGCGGACGACCUGAACGCGGUGGGCGGGAAGCCAGAAGRUUGGCAGGUGGGCGGCGAACCUGGCUGUGGCGAGUGCGUGCCAGGGCCGUGCCCGGCACCCUGCACGCCCGAAGAGCAGGAGUCCUUCGGCGGCCCCAACGCCUGUGGUAUGAUCUCGGCCCCMGACGGCCCACUAGCACCCUGCCACAGCCUGGUGCCACCUGACCAGUACUUCAAAGCCUGCUUGCUGGAUGCCUGCCAGACCCAGGGCCAUCAGGGAGGCCUCUGCCCUGCUUUGGCCGCCUACGUGGCAGCCUGCCAGGCCGCUGGGGCGAUUCUCGAAGAGUGGAGGAAGCCUGAUUUUUGUCCUUUCCAGUGCCCUGCCAAUAGCCACUAUGAGCUCUGCGGGGACUCCUGCCCGGUGAGCUGCCCAAGCCUCACAGCACCCGAGGGCUGUGAGUCCACCUGUCGCGAGGGCUGUGUCUGUGAUGCUGACUUCGUGCUUAGUGGUGACACCUGUGUGCCUGUGAGCCAGUGCGGCUGCCUCCAUGAUGGCCGCUACUACCCACUGGGCGCGACCUUCUACCCGGGCCCUGAGUGUGGGCGGCGCUGUGAGUGUGGGCCACAUGGCCAGGUCAGCUGCCUGGAUGGCGAAGCCUGUGGACCCUAUGAGGAGUGUCGAAGAGAGGAUGGCGUCCAGGCUUGUUAUCCCACGGGCUGUGGUCGCUGCAUGGCCAACGGAGGCAUCCACUAUGUCACCUUUGAUGGGCGUGUCUAUGACCUGCAUGGCACCUGUUCUUAUGUCUUGGCCGAAGUCUGCCUCCCGAAGUCUGGAGAUGAGAGAUUUAGCAUCGUCCUUGAGAAGAAGAACACAUCAUCCGAACAAUCCCAACGCCUGCGCGUUACUGUGGAUGAGCUGGUUGUGAGUCUGGAUCAAGGGCCAACGGUCACUGUGGACGGCGAGGCUGUGGCCCUGCCCGUGUCUGUGGGCCCUGUGCGGGUGACUUCCGAAGGCCGACACCUGAUUCUGCAGACGACCAAGGGGCUGCGGAUCCUCUACGACGGCGACUUCCACAUCCUCAUAUCCGUCCCUAGCUCCUUCCAUGGACGGGUCUGUGGCCUCUGUGGGAACUUCAAUGGCAACUGGACCGACGACUUUGCCCUUCCUACUGGCAAAGUAACUGCCAGCGUGGAGGUCUUUGGAGCUUCAUGGAAAGACAUGGACUCCUCCCAGGAGGGUUGUUUUGAGGGUUGUGGGCCUCAGGGCUGCCCUGUGUGCUUGGCAGAGGAGACAAAACCCUAUGAGGGCAACAAGGUCUGUGGCAUACUCCAAGACCCCCAGGGCCCCUUCGCGACCUGCCAUAAGGUGCUGAAGCCCUCUGAAUACUUCCGCCAAUGUGUGUAUGACAUGUGCGCCCACAAGGGUGACGAAGCCUUCCUCUGCCAGCACCUGGCGGCGUAUACAGCAGACUGUCAGGCAGCCGGCUCGUCCGUGAAGCCCUGGAGGUCAGACAGCUUCUGCUCUCUCAAGUGCCCAGCCCACAGCCACUACUCCGUGUGCACUCACCACUGCCAGAGCUCCUGUGCGGCUCUCUCCGGCCUCACGGGCUGCACCUCCCGCUGCUUUGAGGGCUGCSAAUGUGAUGACCGCUUCCUGCUCUCCCAGGGUGUCUGCAUCCCUGCUCAAGACUGCGGCUGYACCUAUCAAGGCCGAUACUUGCCGGUGAACUCCUCCCUGUGGAACUCAGACUGCAGUGAGCGCUGUUCCUGUUCCUCAAGCAAGGGUCUGACAUGUGAGGCAGCUGGCUGUCCAGCAGGCCAUGUCUGCGGUAUCCAGGAAGGAUCCCGGAAAUGCCAGGCUGCCCAAGGUCUCUGUACCCUCUCCUUGGGUGCCCAAAUCACCACCUUCGAUGGGGCCAACAGUACCUUCAGCUCCCCUGGUGUCUAUGAGAUAUCUUCCCGCUGCCCAACACUACGGCCGACCAUCCCCUGGUACCGUGUGGUUGCUAAUGUCCAGCCCUGCCAUGAAAAGCCUGAAACYGUGAGCCAGUUCCACAUCUUCUUCCAAGAGGGUAUUGUCACUGUGACCCCAGGCAAGGGCGUGUGGGUGAACGGUCUCCCAGUGGAUCUCCCAGCAGAAGUGUUCUCAUCUGUGUCUGUGAGGCAGACACCCGAUGGCUCCAUGCUAGUCAACCAGAAGGGAGGGGUCCAAAUCCAACUUGAGACCAAUGGGCAGCUGGCUGUGAUGGUUGGUGAUGAGCAUUCUGGCAAGCUGUGUGGGGCCUGCGGAAACUUUGACGGGGUCCAUACCAAUGAUGUGCCCACGGAGACAGGAAUGGAGAAAUGGAAAGCAAAGGACUUCUCCCAAUGGUGA
Messenger RNA from Urocitellus parryii (Arctic ground squirrel), 9030 nucleotides. RefSeq names its product Fc gamma binding protein (gene Fcgbp). Gene Ontology annotation, cellular component: extracellular matrix. Lineage: Eukaryota; Metazoa; Chordata; Mammalia; Rodentia; Sciuridae. The record is from RefSeq and is a predicted model, not a curated record. Gene Ontology annotation, biological process: cell-substrate adhesion; blood coagulation. Gene Ontology annotation, molecular function: protein binding.